GAUUCCUGUCUGCUGUCGGGGUAUUCAUUAUCCUCAUGCUGCUGCUCUUCCUAUAUAUUAAUAAGAAGAUGUGUUUUGAAAAUGUUGGUGGCUUCCCAGAUCUUGAUUCUGGAUACACUACAAGAACAAAUUCACGAGAUAAACUUUGUUAGAAUAAAAAUACAUAUUCGUUCCUCACACAGUUAUCUUAUUUUUGAAAAUAAUGAAUUUUAUUAUGGCUAGUUGAUGCUGCAGUUGAUAGAAGACUGUCAUUUUGCUGGUUGAUUGUGGCUUCAUUUCAAGAUAUUUAUUUUUGAUACUUAACUUAUUAUUUUCAAUGAAUGUUGAAUGGAAAGAGCAAAGCUGCAGCCUCCCCUGGUAAAUGUAUCGAGUUUGAGGUAGCAAAAGCAAAUAGCUAUGAAAUAGAACUUGAAGAAAUGAUGUUGACCUGUUUGUGAAAUGGAAGAUCUUUCCGUAUAAAAUUUUGUUUUGCUGCUGAAUAGAUUGGACAAAUGGCAUUUUUCAGAAACUUCCACCAAAAUCUGAGUCUUCCCUCUGUGUCUUCUCUGGUGGACACUCUCAGCAAUGCUGUAGAUGAUCUGACUAGUGUUGUUGGAGAAGUCAGCUACAGCGUAGCUGAUACAGUAACUGAACAAGUAACAAGCAUGAUAAAUGGCCUUCGUGCAGAAGAUGAAAGCUCCAAAAUACAGAAUGAUAAACCCGUGCAAGGUGGUAAAGAGGAAAAUACACCAUCAUUAACUCAGCCUAAGGAAAUUUAUAUGAAAGCAAAGAAUGGUAUUGCUGAGACUCAUUAUUCCAAUUCAUUAGAUCUUGUAAAAAAAGGUACAAAUGAAGAUGGAGUAUCUGACCAUGUCAUGGGCAAAAACCAGUGCCAGUUGAAAGGCAGAGAUAGUAAUGGUCAUUUAGAUGAUACGGAAGUACCUUGGGAUUUGAAGAAUGUAGGAAGAUCUUUCAAAAGGGAAGCAGUAGGAGAAAAUGAGUAUUUUGCAAAUGAUAAGUUACUGAAGGAUGGUAGCCUGAAAAGUAAUAAACUUACAGUGGAGGAAUCUACUGAGAAACAAGGUAGUUGCCUAUAUGCAGUAUCAGAUAAUUCUAAGAAUCGAUUGAAUAAAAAAAACAAACAACAAUCUCCUGGAAUCAAAUGUAAUGAUUCUGAAGAAGUGCACAGUAUGACUGUUCUGCAAGAUUUAGAAACAAAAUGUGUUGAUGUACAGAAGCAAAAAUUAUCAAACUCCAGCUUGAGGAAGAUGCACAAUGAACAUCCCAAUUGCAUUAAUGAAAUCAAAGAAAAGAAAUCUGAAACCUUUUUUGACAGAAAAGGAAAAUCUAUAACAAAGAGUGAAGGUGAUGCAUCAGCUACAAUUGUAAAAAUAGGUAAAAAGAAAUACUCAGAGAAAUCAGAAAAUAAAUCAGGAGAGCUAUGUAAUAAGAAGACAGCAGGAAAAGACAACUCUUAUAUGAGUAAAGAUCAGCAUGGUUCAUCAUCUGAGAGUGAAGAUGAAGCACUGGGUAAAUAUCAUGAGGCCUUGUCUAGAACCCAGAGUUCCAGGCUGCCAGUGGUGGAUGGCAGACAGCAAAAAAACUAUGUAUGGGAAACCAGACAAAAAUAUAGUCCCCUGUCUGCAGAAUAUGAUGGAUACAGUAGUGAAGCCUCAAUAGAUGAAGCUAACUGCAUUCAGAGGAUGAGAAGGACACCUCCGCUAGAUGAACUGCAGCCACCUCCAUACCAGGAUGAUAGUGGUUCUCCUCAUCUUUCAUGUACGCCUUCUGAAGUUGGAGACAGUAAAUGUGAAUUUUCCCAGUGUAGCAACAGUCCAAGAUGUUCAUAUAAGUGUCCGAGUGAGGGAAGCACAGGACACGAAAUAGAAAGUUUUCAUAACAAAGGAUAUGAAGAGGAUGUGCCAAGUGAUAGCACAGCUGUCCUGAGUCCAGAGGAUAUGUCAGCCCGAGGAUCAUCUUCACAGCUUCCUAAACCUUUUGAUCCUGAGCCAGUAGCUAAAUAUGGCACACUGGAUGUGACUUUUGACUAUGACUCACAGGAACAGAAGCUUUUGGUGACAGUGACAGCUGUCACAGAUAUUCCUACAUACAGCAGGACAGGUGGAAGCUCAUGGCAAGUACACCUAGUUCUUCUCCCUAUAAAGAAACAGAGAGCAAAAACCAGCAUCCAGCGGGGACCAUGCCCUGUCUUCACAGAGACAUUCAAAUUUAAUCACGUUGAGUCUGAGAUGAUUGGGAAUUAUGCAGUUCGCUUUAGACUGUACAGCGUACGUCGCAUGAAAAAAGAGAGGAUUGUGGGAGAAAAGAUUUUUUACUUAACAAAAUUGAAUCUUCAAGGGAAGAUGUCAGUGCCAGUGAUAUUGGAACCUUCUUACAGUCUGUCUGGUUGUGGCUCUCAAAUGAGCAUGUCAGAAGUGUCCUGCAGCGAAAGUACCUCCUCUUGUCAGUCUCUGGUGCAUGGCUCAGCUCCAGAAAUCCUUAUUGGCCUCCUUUAUAAUGCUACAACUGGAAGAUUAUCAGCAGAAGUGAUAAAAGGCAGCCACUUCAAAAACUUGGCAGCAAACAGACCACCCAAUACAUACGUUAAGUUAACACUGCUGAACUCCAUGGGGCAAGAGAUGUCCAAAUGCAAAACUUCAAUCCGCCGAGGACAGCCAAAUCCAGUAUACAAAGAAACCUUCGUUUUCCAAGUUGCACUGUUUCAGCUUUCAGAUGUGACCCUCAUAUUGUCUGUAUAUAAUAAGCGCAGCAUGAAACGAAAAGAGAUGAUAGGGUGGAUUUCCUUAGGUCUUAACAGCUCAGGAGAAGAUGAACUUAAUCACUGGACUGAGAUGAAAGAAUCUAAAGGACAGCAAGUAUGUAGAUGGCAUACUUUACUAGAAUCUUAAUGGACGGUACAAAGUGCAGUUGUGGUUCUAAGGGAGUUUUGUCUUUCAAGAUGAUCAUUAUUUCUGGUCACAGUCAACAGAUUGGUUGUGGAAAUGGAAAAUGAAAAUUUAAAUCUACAUUCCAUCUUAAAGAGUGCACAACAUGCAAAAUGGCGGGAUUUAAUAUAUAAUCGUCGUUUAGUAUCAGGCACUUCCUUGGUGUUAGAGGAGCCUUGCUAUAUGCAAACAUGUUAGCAAUCCCUCCCCCAGCCACCUGAUGCUGUAUUUGUUUGAGUUUGUUUUGUGUUUUUUCAAUUCAGUAAUAUUUUAUGUAAGGUUCUCCAAAUUAGCGUACGCUCCUUCUUGUGUACUUUUUGUAGUGCUCUUACACUGUAGCUUCUGACCUGCCUGCAUUCAGAUUAAGGGUCAAUAAUUUGCACUAUGAGAAAAAGUUGAUGAUCUGUGAAGAAAAAAAAUCAACAGCAAUGAAAAACACCACCACAAAAACCAAGCCCACCAGUGGAGAAGAACAUUUAGUAAUAUGGCAUAUAUGAAUAUACUGUUGUUUAACACUGAGUUUCUUUCCAGGAGCUUAGUACAAUUAAGUUUUCAUUUUUGAUAUCCAGUUGGUUUGAAAAAUACUAGCAUUUGGGCAUCAGGUGAACUUUGACAUAAAAUAAAUGUUUCUUCAGUCUGUGACAGGAACGAGCUCUCUAUAUGGCAUAAAUUGGGGUUUUCCCUUUGCCUGUACUUUUGCCUAAUGCAAAGAGACCAGAUCAUUAGUUUGGUCCCUUCCAAAUCUCCUUAGACAGGUUGUACUGUAAAACUAUGUAACUUUCUGUUGAAAGCACCUCCUGUAUUCGUGUAUUCCAAUGUAGGAAGCUCAUAGAGCACGAUUUUACUAAAAUAUUUUUUCGUUAAAAAAAAUUUGAUAUGUAUUUCUUUAAAAUGUCAGCAGUUAGAAGUUAGGUUGAAAGACUGAAGGAAGUGAAAGCAGUUGAACUGCUCAGAAUGAAUGAGAAAUAUCGUGACUUCUGUUAGAAUAGACAUUCGUUUGAGCCUUUUCUGAGCUGUGUUAGGGAUUACUGUAUGCCAUUUGUUGGAAGUACAGGUCAGACCAGAAUUUUUUAUCUUUCUUCUUGGAGAAGACAACAUUAGUGAGGUUUUUUUUUUGUUUUUUUUUUUUUUCAGUGAUUUGCCAGCAAAUGAAUUAAUAUUCACACCCAACACAGAAAUUCUCUUUGCUUAUAUUCAGGUUGGGAACAGCAGCUUUCAAACAACAAAAGGAGCCACAGUAUCACAAGAAAAGUUUACUAUCAAAUGAACACUUCUGGCUUCCACUGAAAUUAGGGAAAUAUCUGUGCUUCUGAGAUUCCUAUUUGUCCCAAAUAUUUUAACUGGAAUCACACUAACUGUCCGACUGCUGAAUCCAAGUCAGAUUACUGAAACUGUGGAUUAUUGAGUAAACGUUAUUUUUUUAAACGCUUCCCAAUUCAAAUACUCUCUUUGCCUGUAGAGAUGUUUCAUUUAAAAUUUUAAUUGUUGCUGUAUGGAAAGCAAGCAAAUUUGUUUUUCUUAUAAAUGAUGGUGAUGUCUUACUGUUUUUUAGCACUUGGUGGGUAGAAGACAGACAUUUUGGAUACUAUUGAGAGAAUUAGUGGUAGCCUAGAACAUUCUCAUUAGGACAUUUUUUUUUUCAUCUCAGAUUCCUUUAUAAUACCUUUGAACAAUCCUGGCUUUAGGGUACACAGUCAAGUACAGUGAGACUGGAGACAGUGACUAUACUAUACUAAAGAAAUUUCAUGUGGUUCUCAAAUUCUCAUACUACUUAACAAGUUCACUAGGGCCUUUUUAAAGACUACUGUAAUUCCACUUCUUAGUUUAUUUGGUGCCUUCUGAAGGGUUUAUUUGCAGAGCCAGGUUUUCAGAUUUAAAGAUUAACAGGCCUGAUUUUUAAUCUGUUAUUACAUUGCUGCUUCAUUUACAGAAGCUUUAUUUAUUAAAUACAAAUAAUCCAAAAACUCUUUAACCAGGAAUGAUCUUGCAGUGCUACAAGUUGUCUUUUAAUCCUUUUUGUUGCUCGGUUUGUAAAACGUAAUGUUGAGUGUAGAAUUUAAUAAUAAUAAUAAUAAUCAACAGUAAUUUUAUAUACAUAAGGAAAAUUCUCAGAUUUUCCCAAUCCUUAUAGCUUUCCUAUGAUAGAAACUGUCUUAGAAGCUGAUCAAAAGCAACUUUUCAAUGGACGUGGAAGUGUUUUUACUCAUUCUGUUUGUGGAUGUUUGAAUGCUCUUUCCUAAGGCUUAAACUUGUCUCUUAAUGGUUGUCUCUUUGUACAGAUUUUGAUUUAAAAUAAUUUACAGUUUUUAACAGUAGGAACUGAGGAAGUUAAUUCCAGUGGAGGAUAUAUUUAACAUUGCCAUUGAAGAAGUGAGUUUGGAAGGUGCAGCAAGUAACCUCUUACAGAAUCCAAACUAAACUAACAGUGUCAUGACUUGGGUUUAUGUUUGUGGGUUGCAUUGCUUCAGUUUUACAUCUAAUCAAUCAGAUUUCGAAGACACUGAAACCUUAAUUUAGACACAGCAGAGAUUUAAAAUAAUCUGUGUUGGGCAUAUUAGGGAAGAAGAAUCUCUUUCUAGAUUAUGUGACUUUUCCCACAGUAGUAAGGUGCAGUUUGUGCUUCGCAGAAGAGGGUUUGCUUUAUUUGGAUUUAUUCUGUACAAAGGCUGGAAACUGAAUGUGUAAAGAAUGGAAAUGAAUGUUUAAUUUUCAGGCAGUAGAAUAUGGAUUUUCCAUGCAAAACCAGUCACACCAAUAAUUGGAUUCACCCUGGGAUUUUUAUGAAUUAGUUACAGUAUCAGUAGCUGUCAUGUUGUUCUUUCUUUGUAGAUCCCAUUCUUAUGCAUUGUUUGUCAUUAUAUUCUUCUUACUGCUUUAUGCGAACCGAUACUUUCCUAUCUGAAAUCUGCCUUAGAUGCAGAAGCCCCCAUAGGGGCUUAAGCAUAUAGUGCAUUUUGGUGCAUUAACUGAAGUCUCAAGCAUGGAACAGAAUUUCUAAAGAACAAAGUGUUUGAAACAAAUUAGAAAGAGACAGUUAUGUUUUCCUCAGACUUGUUGGUGCUUUCUUCAUAGUUUUUUGUUGCUUAUUUUUGUUCAAAAGUACAAUUAGUACUUGGAAGAGUUUAUCAAAUUACCUAAUUACUUUUCUGUGUGCCAAUACACCAUGUAGAGAUUACAAUUCUUGAAUUAGUUUUCUGACAGUGUAGCCUUAAAUAAUUGUAGAACAGUGAAGUUCUUACAGAUUCUAUUCUGGAAAAUAUUUCAUCCUUUCUGCAUGUAAUCUAUUUGCUUUAAUGUUUAGAAUAUUUCACAUAGGUGUUCUCAAAGGUAAAGUCAUCUUAAGGUAUUAUAGCUAUGAGGAAAGGUGGUUAAUUCCUUUCAGUAUGUGGUGUGGGCAAGGUUGCGAUCUGUACAGACAAGUAUGAAAUCACUGUGCAGGAGUAUGAGAGGGCCCACAGUCUGUGUAGGACAUUGCUGUCUCCCACAUAUGGGGAGGCAUGGAGUAAGCAGAGCCAUGCUUCUGCUCCCUGCUCAGGAGCGUGGCACUGGUAGGAUUCAAAGCUUGGUCCCUGUGGUGCUGCCCCAUGCUCAGGACUUAAGGGACAGCUACGCAGUGACCAAGCAGCGAGUCUGAGUGUAAAGGCAGAAGUUAGGCAAGGUGUGAUGAAUUCAAUUCAUGUAUGAAUUGAAUACAGAUCGCUCUUACAUGUAUAAAUUCUAACAAAAAGUCUGUGGUAAAAUCAGAGAAUGAUGUUUGAGGGGAAGCCUCUUGGCCUGAGCAUUUCAAUGUGAAACUGCCAACACAUUGCCCUUUCAUUUAACCAAGAGUCGUAUUAAGCUCUUAUUCAUCACACUUUUCUGGAGGAAAAAUGGCUGUCUUGUCUAAAGCAGGUUUUUAAUAUUAUGGCUUGUCCAGCUGCAAGACAGACUGACUUCCUCCUUGAGCUGAAUUCUCAGUAAAAGUUCACCAUUCGUUUAACUCUCCCACUGAUGUACAUGCAUACCUCCCAUUAACGUUAAUAAGAGGAACCUAUGGGCAUCAACAGGAGUGGGGACCUGACCCUGGAAGUGUUAUGUGUAAUGGGAUCAGUAGGGUAGGGCAGUGAUACAGUGGGGCACCUGCAACAUGAUCAAAUGUGAUUCCAACUGUGAAUGGAGGUUUAAAAAAAAUAAAAAUAUCAGGAUACUUAGUUAUUUAAUCAUUAUCUCUUAUUUUUGUUUCUUCUGUUCCUCAGCUUGUGGAAAUGCUUGAACAUUAAAAAUGUUAAAGCAAUCGUCAAACAUCUUGAUUGCUUUAACUGGAAUAUUCAGCAAAGUUAUUGUUAGAACAUGCUGUCAAGAAUGCUCUGUAUUUUUGUUCUAUUUAACUCAGCUGCUGGAUUUUGUAGUGCUUCACAGCUGGGUUUCAGCCUACUUUGUUCUGGUGGUAGUUUUUGAAGGGGAAGUCAUAGGAGCAUUCGCUUGUCAGUGAAAGAAUUCCUGACAAAGCGACGUCAUCUGAGAGUGAGGGCGCUAAAACGAGAGAGGGCCUCACACUGAGGCAGCUGUAGUGACUCCACUUCCACUCGAGGAGCCUUGCGGUCCUUGGAGGGCCCUACUCAGAGAAACGGUGGUGUGCUUUGUGGGAGCUCAUACAUCCAAUGCUGCACGUGCUGCUCUGUGUGGGAGCCCCUCAGCUGCUAACCUAGCAUAUUUUAUAGACGUAAGAAGGGUAAAUAAGUGUUUAUUUGCAGGGUGAGUACAAACUGGCCUACAGUGAUGUGGAUUAGUUUAGCCUUAAGAACUUACCACUGCCCCUCCUUAAUUGCAAGCAGGGUUUCUUCCUUUCUGCAGACUAUGCAGAAAUCUUAUGCACCCAAUGUAUGUGUUUAUAUUACGCCUACCUGCAUAUGGCAUGAUCAGAUUAACAGUAGCAAGCUUAGUUUGUAUUUGACGUGGUGUUACUGAAUUAAUAAAUUGGUCUGAUACGUGCUGGGCCAGGUUUUGCUGCACAGGGUUUUGCUGAUAUAAUAGAGAAUAAGAUCUGUAUGAGGAGGAAUGUGCCAGGAGUUAGGAAAGUGGGUAGUAUUGCUCCUUUAGGAAUGAAGACCAGGGAACAACUAUGUCCAGAAAAUGGGCAAGGCUAGCCUAAUAGCAAGAAGCAUUCAUUCACUUCCUUGGAAGCAUUUACUGGUUGAGCUGGUACAAAGCUACCUGUCUCUGAGCAGCCUACUCAGGAGAGCAGAAGCAGUACUACCACACCACUGAAGGAAUACCUCAUGGACAUUCAGGGAUGUAAUUAAUGUCAUCCUUUUUGUCUUAUAUCUGAGGACAGGAGUCUUGCCCAUUUUAUCGAGUUAAUUCUUUUUCUGUGUUUUGCAAAUCCUAUGGACAUUCACUGCAUGCCUAGGGUUUAAAGUGGAUUGCUUUAUAACUUUUGGUUCAUUUCCAAAGCAUGACUUUGAGUGAAUUUUCAGAAUUAACUAGAAGCAUUAUCAUAGCUUUAAGAUGUAAGGUAAUUUCUAGGCCAUAGUGCAAGCAAGGAGCAGGGCUUUGAACAAAUUUUGAUGGUGAAUUUUGCAAAUGGCUUAUGACAUUUUAAGAAAAUUUCUAAGCGGUUGAAUGUAUUAGGGAAUAUUUACAAAAAAAAAAAAAAAAAGGAAAUAGAGCAAUGAUCUUUUUUACUAUACAGCUAGUUUGCUGUCCUUUCCAGUAAACCACAAGGUUCAUUAGUGCUCCGUACUGUUUUGUUUAUGAUAACAGUUUUUAAUGUGAUUUUCAUGACAAAGUGUAAUUAGUGAAACCUUUUAUUCAAUUUUCCCUUUCUUUGCUUUUUUUAAGGAGAGAUUUCUCCUUAUAUAGUAUAUAUACUUUCUUACAGAGCUUUCUUACCUAUUUUUCUAUAAGAUGAUUUAACAUUGUAAAAUUAAAUGCUCUAUGAGCAAGCUAUAUCACUGUUACACAAUCUAAAGUGCUAAUAUAAUGACUAAGGGCCUGAACCUACUGCCUUUUACUCAGGUCUUGGUUUAACCGCACUUUCUUCGUGUCGGGAAGAACCUUUCCCCAUAAGCAGUUCCAUCCAUUUCCCUGAAGUGACUCAGGGAAAGGUACAAUUAACGCGAAGAAGAGCGGUAAAACUGAGCCUCCUCUCCAUUCUUAGUGGGACGUCUGUCAUGAGUAAAGGCUGCUGGCUCUGUCCCAAAAGUGUAGUUAUAGAUUAUAGUUCCCUUGAUCUUCAGUAAUUUUGAAUUUGUUUUCUGGUGACUAUAAGCUAAUAACUGAUGGUAGUGAAUACAAAUAUUGAAUUGUGCUGUUAUCAGCAAGAUUAUUAAAAUGUGUUUCACAUUUUAAUUCAUUCUCUCAUUGGGAUAUAAGGAAUUGGGUUUGUGAAGCAUUUUAUUGCAUAGAGAUAGUACACAUUCGCCGCAUUUUUAAUAAGUGUAUGAAAUAUACGGUAUGUAGCAUUUUCUUGCUUACUUUUAUACUGCCUGUAUGCCACCGAUGCACUCGGUGCCUUGUUUCUUUUGUACAAGACCAAUAUGUAGAGAAACUAAUGUUAUCAUAUGUAAGCAAUGUCACUGCAAAUCAGAAGAUGUCUUAACCCGAUGAUUCCUAGUACAGGAGGUUUCAAAUGGCAGUUUGGUUUGACACAAUGCAUUUCUUUGAGUUUUUAGCUUUCCCCUUCCCUUCCUCAUCCUGCCUCUCCAAGAAACCUCCUCACACGACUGUUUAUUCCUAUCUGAUGCCUGUGUCUGAUCUAAGUCACAUGGUGUUAACCAAAGAACCAAGUCUGUUUCGAAUUCUUCGGACAAAUAUUGUUUGGACUUGCUGUUACUUAAAGACAGAAAUGACAUAACGGAUCUCUUUGAACAAAUAUAAAAUAGGCUUCUGUAAAUGUGACUCGCAGCUGAGAAUUCAAGAUACCUCUUUUCUGACUGGUCGUGCAUUAUUGUUUCGGUAGCAAUGUGUUUGAUUUAUAUUUCUUUGUGUAUUUUAAUCAAAAUCACAUCACAAACAAAAAUAUAAAUCAGUGCUAUCAAAUUAGCUUAUUUUACUCGUUUUAUACAUAUAUCUGAAGUGUGCAACUUUGAGAACAGAUUCAGCUUUUGUGUCUGAAGCCCUGAUAGUAUAUGAUAACUGUCUAGCAUAUGCUGGUCUUACGGAAACAGACUCAUGCUGCAUUAUACGUACAUUUCCUACUAGUAUCCUCUUCAUUGUAUAAUUUAUGGAAUAUAACAUGGUUUUCAACUAAUGCUUCAACUUGAAAUUCCUUAAAAUUCAGUGCAUGUAUAGCCUUAAACAUUUUAAGACACUAAGCACAGUUUUAAAGGGAAUAGGUUAUAUUUGCAAGUCCUGUUUAGAAAUCAGAGAAUUAUUUUUAUAUGUCAAUCAAAGAUCAUCGAAAAUGGGCAUAUUAAAGUCAUGUUACCAACACUGCUCCUAAUUAUAUGCAUUUAUAAAAAGCAUUUUGGCGGAACUUUUUAGACGUGAAACAUCACUGCUCAUUUUCUUUCUUGAAUUUGCUGAUUUUGUUUUCAUGCUUUCAUUUCUGUACAGAAUCUUGGAGCCUAUAAAGCAAUGUCUGACUGAAUUUUCCCUGUUUUAGAAUUUCUUGAGCUUCUCUUCUGUUUUGCUGUGCUUUUAAUUUGAAUAAGCAGUAAUUAAAAUUAUUUAUUUAUUUAUUUAUUUAUUUUUACAUUUUGACAGUAAGAAAGAGUGAAUGACUGUUUUCAACUGUUUACAUGGCUUAUUAAAUUCUUAGGACUUCAUUUGAAACUGUCAUUAUAAUCCAGAUGAAGACAUACCUUUCAUGGCGUUUCAGUCCACAGCAGGUGAAGACAGAGUUCUGACAAUGAAUGUACAGAUCUGCAUAUUGGGUGUCAAAUUGUAAAUCCCCAGAGGGAUUUAUAACUAUGUAUCACAUUGUACCUACAGCAUCUCCAAUUGUGUGAUGUCAGUUACAUCUUGUUUUGUUUCCUUUGUUAUUAACUAGCAAAAAAAAACACCCCAACACCCUACUUUUACCAUUUUAUGCUAACAUAUAUUAAUCUUGAGGGUUUCCAGUGUGUGAGAUUAGUUAGUGUUGUCAGCUGUCUUUCUGUUUAAAAAAAAAUAAUAAAAAGCUGGUCUUUCAGCAUAUGCAUUCCAUUACUAUUCUUAUUUUGGGGAGAAGCAAAAUGCCACCAGCUAUUUGUAGUUGUAUUUACCUGUACAGCACAGGUAACUUUAAUUCCAUAUUAGUUUGAUGAAAACAUGCUAUAGUAUAUUUUCAAAGUAUGGAUCUGUCACAACAUUAAAAUAAUCAUUUUACGUACCUGAAGCUUUGCAGCUGUGGUUUUCUAUUUUGUUUGCUCUCUCUAUUUGUAUUGAUUACUCUGUGAAAUGUGUUUUUGUCAGUUUUGGGACUGGAAUGGAUAUUCUUUGGUUAAUUCAAACUACUUUUUGUAUGUGGAAUCAGCUUUUUGCAUGUGAACUUAAUUGUUGGAAAGUAUUUGAAAAAAAGGAAAAAUUACCUUUAAAACUGGUUGUUGUCACUUUCCUUUGGAGUUAAUUAGAUCUUAAACAAAUGUAGUAGACUUCACUGUUUAGGAGAUACUAACGCUUGGACAACUGUUUGAACUCCUAUCAGCAUUAAAAGAAAACCAAUAAUUUUGGCAAGCUAACUAAUCCUCUCCCUAACACACUUCUUGGCUCUGUUUCCAAAUUUCCUAAGUUUCCCCAAUUCCCUCUCCAUUUCUCACAGUCUUUGUUGAUGUCAUGAAUCUUCUACUUAGAGAAAUUUAAAUUAACCAAUGUGAUAAUGUUCUGACAAAUAUGAUGUGUAUAUUGGCAAAUAAAGACACUCAGGUGAUAA
Molecule: messenger RNA, 11757 nt
Organism: Cygnus atratus (black swan)
Lineage: Eukaryota; Metazoa; Chordata; Aves; Anseriformes; Anatidae
Product: synaptotagmin-14
Exons: 7
Coding region: 492-2888 (798 amino acids)
Cellular component (GO): nucleus
Source: RefSeq, a predicted model, not a curated record